AUGAGAACUUGGGAAUGUUUACAUUUUGACGAUUUGGUAUUUAAAAGAGGAGGGACUUUUCGGGAUAAACUUGGGUGUUUCUCCAAUUCUGAAUUGGAGUCUGCUGUUCAUCAAGCUUCAAAAGGAUGUAAAAGAUGUGCUGAGAAAAGCGUUAGGCGUGGGAUGUUUGAAGAACUUUCUGGGAUCUUGGUUCCCGAGCAUAGCCUGUUAUUAAUGUUACUUUCGUUGAUAUUUCCGGAAGCAGCACUUCCUGAAAAUGUUAUUUGUAGCCCGCUUCGAAAAGCGUUGUCUGCUGCUGUUGAGAUGAUAAUGAAUAUUGAGGGAUAUACCAGCUUUGGCAAGACAAAGUAUUCUGCUCGUUCAAUAUUCAAGUGUAUUCGUCAGCUAGGACCAUCCUGUAACUGCGAUGAGCUUGAAAAACGCCUAAGUGAACUAAUUUCAAAUGAAGGUCCGUUGUGGUGUGCACUUUCAGCCAAUUUUCCCAGCAGUGAGUGCCCGACUCCAUCGGGGGCUGCUAACUAUGAGUUUUUGGAUGUUGAAACGAAAGAAGAGUCGCAUUUAAGUUACGAAGAUGUUGACUUGUCAUCUGCGUUAGGCCCUGGCGGCAAAAGGCGUCAAACAGUUCCCCAUAUCAAUAAUGGCCGACUGCUUAUCGAAAAGAAUGGGAAACUUCAUGAAGCGGUUGCAGUUAUUGAUCCUGGUGAUAAACAGAGUUCAGAAAUGGCUUUCAAAACUAGGAUUUUCACUGGUUCACCUGUGGAUAAGUUUGCAUUACCGAAGGCGUGCACUCAGACGCAUAGCAAACGACGUCAGAAUUCUCCCGGGUCUAUUUCGGAAAAGUCUCGUAAAUCUUUUGCAAACGUAAAGUUGAGAAAACCAGAGAGCGAGAACAGUAAAGCUACUGCGACAGUUGAAAAGUCAAUAGCUGCAGUAGGAGCCAAAAGUGUGAUCAAUACCGUUAGUUUUGAAGGGUCAUUGGAAUUAACCGUGGAAAAAUUAAGCGACCUGAGGAGUGGCGAAGAAGAAUUUUCAUCUUCGCCCUCAAACGGAAAUGCUUUGUCUAUCCCUGAAGGUUUAGCCCCUGAAUAUGUUGAUUUCACUUGUACACAGUUAACUGAGCAAACAGAUGUAGAUCCCAGUUCUGUCGGGUCUGUUGAAGAAUUGCCUUUAAAAGUUCCAGUUCACAGUAAUUUCACACCAAUUAAUCAGACUGAAGGCCACCAGUCGAAAAAUGCUCUGAUUUGGGGUAGAUCAAAUGAUAAGACGCUGUUGUAUAGUUAUAAUGACUGUAGUGGUGAUUUCGAAAAAACUGUGAAGCUUGCUGGAGAACGUUUAUGUUCCGAUGAUGUGAAAGCUAUCAAAGAAAGAUUGUUUUACUUACUUUCUUUUUUUAAGUAA
Molecule: messenger RNA, 1398 nt
Organism: Enterobius vermicularis (human pinworm)
Lineage: Eukaryota; Metazoa; Nematoda; Chromadorea; Rhabditida; Oxyuridae
Source: the annotation of a GenBank genome assembly